AUGGUGCAAAAAGAUAAGGCGCUAGAGACCCCUCAAGUGGACGGUGAAACGAGCCCCAGCCCAGUCUCCGGAGAGGCUUGUGUCGAGGCCCCCGGCCCAGUGGAUGAAGUCGGUAUUGGAGUGGAACUGACGGGCCACAGAAAAUUCAUCAGUGGGGUCGUAGAAGGUUUUUAUGGUCGUCCUUGGACCAUGGAACAGAGGAAAGAGUUAUUCAGGAGGCAACAGAAAUGGGGAUUGAAUACAUACUUAUAUGCACCCAAAGAUGACUACAAACACAGAAUGUUCUGGAGAGAGUUGUACUCUGUGGAAGAAGCAGAGCAACUCAUGACAUUAAUUGGUGCUGCAAAGGAGCAUGGGGUAGAAUUCAUCUAUGCCAUUUCACCCGGACUGGACAUCACCUUCUCCAAUCAGAAAGAGGUUUCUGCACUAAAGAGAAAACUUGAUCAGGUUUCACACUUUGGUUGCAAGUCAUUUGCCUUACUUUUUGAUGACAUUGACCACAAUAUGUGCCCAGCUGACAAAGAGGUGUUCAGCUCAUUUGCACAUGCUCAGGUUUCCAUCACCAAUGAAAUCUACCAGUAUCUGGGAGAGCCUGAAACCUUCCUCUUCUGUCCCACAGAGUACUGUGGAACAUUUUGCUACCCAAGUGUCUCUCAGUCUCCCUAUCUGCACACAGUAGGAGAAAAGUUGCUGCCUGGCAUUGAUGUACUAUGGACAGGUCCAAAAGUGGUGUCCAAAGAUAUCACUGUGGAAACUAUUGAAGAGGUGUCUAAAAUUCUUAGAAGAGCACCAGUAAUCUGGGACAACAUUCAUGCCAAUGACUAUGAUCAGAAGAGACUUUUCCUUGGGCCGUACAAGGGCCGUUCAACAGAGCUUAUUCCUAGGUUGAAAGGAGUGCUCACCAACCCUAAUUGCGAGUUUGAGUCCAACUUUGUAGCCAUCCAUACUCUGGCUACUUGGUAUAAGUCUAAUAUGAAUGGAGUGCGCAAGGAUGUGGUCAUGACAGAUGGUGAGGACAGCACAGUGUCCAUCCAGAUCAAAUUGGAGAAUGAGGGCAGUGAUGAAGAACUUGAAACAGACAUGCUUUAUAGCCCACAGCUUGCUCUAAAACUGGCUCUGGCAGAAUGGCUUGGGGAAUUUGGUGUGCCUCAUCAAUACAACAGCCGGCAGGUGCCUCAGAGCGGUGCCAAAAGUACAGCUAUAGACGUGUCAUCCAUGGCUGCUGCUCCCUCUCUCUGCUCCUCCACUACAGUCACAACUGUGUUUCAGCAGCCUAUCAUGUCACCAGCCAUGCCGUCUCUCUGUCUGGAUCCACAUGCACACCCAAUCUCAAAAAGAUCUCAGGGGGUUGAGGAGGUGGAGGUGGAGAAGAAGGAUUCAGAUGAGGAGCCCAUGGAGAUGGUGGUUGAGAAGCAGGAUGAACCAGAACCAGGAAAUGAAACCAAUCCAGAGAGCAAAGAUGUCGGUCCUGUUCUCGUUGAUAAGAUGACUGAGGACUUGAAGCCCAUGGAUACAGACAAGGAGAGUUUGUCCGAGUCAAAGUCUCCUGAAGACUCCAUCCAGGAGGACUGUGGGAAUGAUAUCGCCCCCAUGCAGACAGAUGAGCAGCUCAAACAGGGUGUGUAUGUGCCUGGUCCCAAUGAGAAGCCCCUGUUCAUAGCUGAGCCCCUCACACUUGAGGACUUAAGCUUGCUAGCAGAACUUUUCUAUUUGCCUUAUGAACAUGGACCCAAGGCCAUGCAGAUGUUGAAAGAGUUCAACUGGCUUAGAGCCAACAGCAGUGUGGUCAGUGUCAACUGUAAGAGAAAAGAAGCUGAAAAGGUUGCAGAGUGGCAGUCACGGGCGGAGAAGUUUGAAGAAAUGUGCUGCUCAGUCAUCCAGAUGUUUACACGUCUGUCGAACACAGCCAACCGAACCAUUCUAUAUGACCUCUACCCUUACAUCUGGGACAUCAAGAGUAUCAUUUCUAUGGUCAAGUCUUUUGUCCAGUGGCUAGGGUGUCGUAGUCAGUCCUCAGCACAGUUCCUUAGAGGAGACCAAGAGCCCUGGGCCUUUAGGGGAGGUCUAGCAGGAGAGUUCCAGCGAUUGUUGCCAAUAGAUGGGGCAAACGAUCUUUUCUACCAACCUCCACCAUCGAUGCCAACCUCCAAAAUCUAUUCCAUCAGGCCAUAUUUUUCCAAAGAUGAGGCUGCGGUCUAUAAAAUCUGUAAAGAGAUGUUCUGUGAAGGAAUGGAGGAUGUGCCUUUCUCUGAGCAGGAUGCUGACCUCAUAGGAGACAGGUUAGUCGGAGGUCUCCUGACUUUGAGUUCAGACUAUGGUUUUGUGCUAGAAGAUGAGGAAGGGAUCUGUGGUUAUGCUCUUGGCACUGUGGAUGUCAAGCCCUUCAUUAAGAAAUGCAAGUUGAGUUGGAUUCCCUUCAUGCAAGAGAAGUACCACAAGCCUGACUGUCAGAAGGACCUUACAGAGGCAGAGAAGAUGAUGCUGAGUUUUCAUGAAGAAGAGGAAGGUCUUCCAGAAUCGUUCCUGUCCAACUUUCCCUCACUUAUCAAAGUUGACAUUCAUGCAAAGGUGACUGACCCCAGUGUGGCUAAAAGCAUGAUGGGAUGUCUUCUGUCUUCUCUCAAGGCCAAUGGUUCACAUGGUGCAUUCUGCAAGGUGUGUCACACUGAUAAGAGAAUGUUGGACUUCUACAGUAAGCUCGGAUGCUUUGAGGUGGCCAAAAUGGAAGGCUUUCCCAAAGAUGUCAUCAUUAUGGGACGCAGCCUAUGAGGAAAUGUUCUACUACCAUAACUGUGACAGACUAAUAGAGGGCAGGUCAGCUAGGCUUCUAAACAUGUUUACUGUUUUCACAAGUCAAAACAUUAAUGUGAUUUGAACCUUGGCUAGCCCAAGGGAGCCUGAAAUUAAGCACAUCAGGUGCACAGAUGCCCUGUGCUAUCUGUUGGUUUUACAGCU
This is a messenger RNA of Thalassophryne amazonica, 2955 nucleotides long. It is a transcript of the gene oga, whose product is annotated as O-GlcNAcase. Bases 1 to 2769 code for a protein of 922 amino acids. The transcript has 18 exons. The record is from RefSeq and is a predicted model, not a curated record. Gene Ontology annotation, molecular function: beta-N-acetylglucosaminidase activity. Lineage: Eukaryota; Metazoa; Chordata; Actinopteri; Batrachoidiformes; Batrachoididae. Gene Ontology annotation, biological process: glycoprotein metabolic process.